Messenger RNA from Ascochyta rabiei, 786 nucleotides. RefSeq lists its product as uncharacterized. The record is from RefSeq and is a predicted model, not a curated record. Gene Ontology annotation, cellular component: ribosome; mitochondrial small ribosomal subunit. The coding region runs from base 1 to 786 and encodes 261 amino acids. Gene Ontology annotation, molecular function: mRNA 5'-UTR binding; small ribosomal subunit rRNA binding; structural constituent of ribosome. Gene Ontology annotation, biological process: translation; maturation of SSU-rRNA from tricistronic rRNA transcript (SSU-rRNA, 5.8S rRNA, LSU-rRNA); ribosomal small subunit assembly. The transcript has a single exon. NCBI's taxonomy places the organism in Eukaryota, Fungi, Ascomycota, Dothideomycetes, Pleosporales, Didymellaceae.
AUGCGGCAAGAUAUUUCGGAAAGCUUUGGCCAACGUCCGUCUGCGCAUCGAAGCCGGCAGAAGAAGUUUGGCGCAGGAACAUGGUCAGCUGCCAUUGCCAUUGCCAUUGCCAUUGCCGCCCCCACCCCUACGAGCAGCACACCCACCAUGGCCGCCCCUACCAGCACCGGCCUGCGCGCCCUCCGCUCCUUGACGUCGGCGGCCUGCGCAUCGUGUCGGCGGCCCUUGUCCCACACCGCGCGCACGCUCGCCUUUGGCCGCGAUGGCGACAAGCCGUCGCAGACGCUCGACUCGCUCCUGGGCAACGUCGAGGGCAACUUCAAGCGCGCCGACCCCAACUACUUCUCCAACAUGAUCCCCGGCCAGGACGAGGGAAGCAUGAGGAACUCGAUCAUCCAGGACUGGGACGAGGACGAGCGGCACAAGCUCAACAUCUACGCAACCAAGCACAACACGCACAUCACACUCGCCAAGCCGAACCGCGACUCGCUCAUCUCCGUCUCCUGCGGCAACAUUGGCUUCAGGAAGGCCGGACGGGGGACGUACGACGCCGGCUACCAGCUGGCCGCCUUCGUCAUGAGCAGAAUCAAGGACAAGGGCCUGCUGCCCCAGAUUCAAAAGCUGGAGCUCAUCUACCGCGGCUUCGGCCCAGGGAGAGAGGCCGUGACCAAGGCCAUUCUGGGCGCCGAAGGGAAGCAGAUCAGGCCGUUGAUCGUCAAGCUGUCCGACUCGACGCGACUGAAGUUUGGAGGUGUGAGGAGCAAGAAGCCCAGGCGACUGGGUUAG